Messenger RNA from Porites evermanni, 405 nucleotides. NCBI's taxonomy places the organism in Eukaryota, Metazoa, Cnidaria, Anthozoa, Scleractinia, Poritidae. The record is from the annotation of a GenBank genome assembly.
AUGGCAGCUCAGAUAAGUUUCCUCAUUAACAUCAUCAUUAAUGUUGUUAUUUGUCCCUUCACUGUCCUCCUGAACGUGCUGGUAAUAAUGGCAGUUAAAAGAAGACCAAGACUGCAAAGAAACUCCAACAUUUUGCUGGCCUGUUUAGCAGCUACUGAUACAGCGACUGGUUUACUGACACAGCCAUCCGAUAUUCUGUAUAUGAUUCUUAAGCUAUCUCGAACCGGCGAUAAAGGUGCUGGAAGCAGGGUUUUGGAUUUUCAUAAUUCUUCUUUACGCGCCCUGUUUGUCUGUUCGUCGCUUCAUCUGAUGUUGGUAACCUUUGAGAGGUUUACAGCGAUCAAAUUUACAAUGCACUACAAUGCAGUCGUCACAAAAGACAAACUUAAGGUAGUAGUGGCUGUA